CCGGAGAAGGGAUCGCAUCAUUCAGAGCUUCACUUUGGGCUGUGAAAGCAACACACACACAACUUAAAACGCUGUUGUUUACUCGUCACCUUUCUCCAGAGGGUCUGGCAGGUCCCUGGAGUGUGUGUCUGGUUGGGUGCAUAAGGAGGGUGUGCGUUUUUUUUAUGUGUUGAUGAGUGUGUGGGUGUCUUGCGUCACUUUUCAUGGGACAUUGAAAGAUGUGUGUGUCACAGCGUCGGUGGACGGGCUAUAGGGGGCCAUGCUCCCCCGCCCUCCCCCUGAUCCUCCUCCUCCCUCUGUCCUUCCUCUCGUCCAUGCCUCUUCUCGCUAAGGGAGCCAUUCACAUCCCCCCAAACUAUAAAGGGCAAAACAUGUCAGAGCCUCCGGUGCUGACGGAGAUGCCGAUAUCCUCCACAGCCUUUUCUCGAGAGGACAUCAAUCUGCCCUGUGAGGCCACUGGUAACCCGAGACCCAUUUUCCGCUGGGUGAAGGACGGGGAGCCGUUCGGGGUGGAGCGUAAAGAAUCCGGGACGUUGCGAGCCGAAGACGAUGAGCCCCUCGAAACGUAUGAAGGCUACUACCGCUGCUACGCCUCCAACAUCCUGGGGACCGCCAUGACACAAACCAUACAGGUCAUAGUGGAGCCUCAACCAGUUCUUCUAAAACAACAAAAAAUACAUAAAAGAGCUUCAGAGGGAGACAGCAUCAUCCUGUCCUGCAACCCUCCAGAAAGCUCGACUCCUCCACUCAUCCACUGGAUGGACAAGAGGAUGGUGCACAUCAAGCAGAGUGACAGAGUGAUGGUCGGCCUGGAUGGGAACUUGUACUUUUCUAAUCUUCUAGUGACUGACAGCAGAGACGACUACAUCUGCCAUGCCCAGUACACAGCAGCCAGGACUAUUCUCCCUGAGACUGCGGUCAGACUCAUUGUCACGCCCAGUAAUGAUGUCGUUCGUGGUAGAAAACCCCACUUCUUCCGUCCCACUGACAUCCACACCUCUGUGCUGGCCCUCAGGGGACAAAGCCUCACCCUGGAAUGCAUCCCCAAGGGCCUACCCACUCCAAAGGUAGAAUGGAAAAAGAAGGACAGUGCGCUGGGUGAAACAAGUGGCAGACUGGAGAGCCACAACCGCAUGCUUCACUUCGAAAGCAUCGCCCUGGAAGAUGACGGAGAGUACGAGUGUUCAGCCCUGAACAGCCACGGGUCCGCCACACGCUCCUUCACUGUCACUGUGGAAGCGGCUCCCUACUGGCUGAAGCAGCCUCAGAACCUGCUGUACUCUCCCGGGGAAACUGUGCGACUGGACUGUCAGGCUGAAGGCAUCCCGAAGCCCAACAUCACCUGGAGCAUCAAUGGGGAGCCAGUCGCAGAGGUGGACGACGAUCCUCGUCGGAGUGUAUCGGGUGGUGUGUUGAUACUGAAGGACGUCGAGUACGCUGACACCGCUGUGUAUCAGUGUGAGGCCACCAACAAACACGGCUCCAUCCUCCUCAACACCUACCUCCAUGUCGUCGAGCUUCCUCCUCAGAUCCUGUCCUCUGAUGGAGUGGUGUACAGAGUCACUGAGGGCAAAGACAUCAAGCUGCACUGUGAAUCCUUUGGCUCGCCACGACCACAUGUCACAUGGGAGGGUGAGAACAGGAUUCCUCUGCUGUCGGACCCUCGUGUCUCCCUGCUGACCAACGGGACGCUCGAGCUGUCCAAUGCUGGUCAUGAUGACAGCGGAGAGUACACCUGCUCUGUCAAACACUCCAACAUCUCCAUCACUGCUCACCUGGAAGUCUUCAAUCGAACAGUGAUACUGACGAGCCCCCAGGACGUGCGGACACUCAGAGGAACCAGCGCUCUGCUGGACUGUCACUUCCUCAUAGACCCUCAGCUGCCCAAUCCCCAGGUCGUCUGGAAGAAAAAUGGACAGAAACUGCAGGCAUCGUCACCAGAUGACAAGUACACUGUCCAUGACAAUGGCACCUUGAAAGUGACUGACAUCCAAGCAGACGACAAUGGUUCUUAUUCCUGUGAAGUCAUCACCGACCUGGACAACAUAGAGGCCAGUGGCUCCAUCACUGUAGUAGCACCCCCGGAUCCUCCCAAAGGUCUGACUUUAUCUGAUGUUGAAGACCACAGCCUCACUCUCAGCUGGAUCCCAGGACACUCACACAACAGCCUCAUCACAGAGUUCAUCGUGGAGGCCCGGGAAGAGCAGCACACAGAGCAAAAGAAGUGGCAGUGGGAGGAGUGGAAGAGAGUGCCGGGGGCCUUCAACCAUUGGGAGCUGACCCUCCACCCAUACUGCACCUACCGCUUCCGGGUCAUCGCCGUCAACGAACUCGGCCGCAGUGACCCCAGCGAGCCCUCAGAACACCACAGCACGCCACCAGCUGUUCCUUACCGUAACCCCACUGGUGUGCGCAGUGAGUCCAUAGACCCAAAGACUCUGAUCAUUACAUGGGAUGAGAUGGACAAGCGGUUCCAUAACGGCCAGGGCUUCCUGUACAAGGUGUCAUGGCGAGAGGCUGGGAGGAGCAGCAUACACUGGGAAAACGUUGAUGUACGGUCUCCGCCGGUCGUUAUAAACAACACAGGAACGUACACGCCGUUUGAAAUCAAAGUCCGGGCUGUCAACUCACUCGGAGACGGGCCGGAACCAGAGCCUGAGAUCGGAUACUCCGGAGAGGAUAAGCCUGAGGAAGCUCCUACUGGAGUUACAACAACCGUGAUGAACAGCACAGUCAGAGUCAAGUGGAACGAAGCCCAGAAUGUCCGAGGUCUGCUGCUGGGAUACAAGCUCUACAUCAAGAGGUUGGGUCCCCAGGUGCAGAGGGAGCGGAGGUCUCUUGGAAAACAGCAUCAGGGGAAGGAGAAAGAGGAGAGAUUUGAGCAAGGGCAGGAGGGACACAGGGUGGUGCUGGUACCCAGCAUGAAGACCUCAGAGGAGGUAACGGGGCUGCAGCUGUACUCUCGCUAUGAGCUGUCUGUCACUGCCUAUAACAGCAAAGGGGAGGGCCCUCACUCCCCCCCUCACCACUUCAGCACCCCAGAAGGAGCUCCUGGUCCUCCUGCGUCGUUGACGUUUGAGAGCCCAUCAGAGAAAUCGCUGAUUCUCUACUGGACCCCUCCAGUUGAAACCAAUGGCAUGCUGCGGGAAUACAUGGUGCAGUAUCAACGAGAAGUGGAGACCAGAGACAGCCUGUUGCAGAUAGAGAGUAUCAACGAUCCCAGUGUGACUCAAAUUGAGUUGGACAAUCUGGACCCCAGCAGCUAUUACAUCUUCAAAGUCAUAGCACGCACCAGCGCUGGAGAUGGACCCGCCAUCACACGGAGGGGCGCCACCCAGCUUGAAGGAGUUCCUCCAUCCAACAUCUCCAUUGUUUCCGGUAACACAUUACUCAACCUGAGCUGGGUGCCCGGAGAGCGACGCAGGAACCACGCCUUCCACAUCCGCUACCUCAGGAAAAGUGCCGGUGGUCAGUGGGAGGAGUCAGAAGUGGUGAACUCCACGCAGGGUUUCUAUUCGCUGACAGGCCUCCAACCAGGAACUCAGUACCACCUUGUGAUCAUGCACGGAAACGACACUCAGUGGGAAGAUGAGCAUUGGACCAUAGGACCAGCGCCGACGGAAAUGCCCAAUAGGUUCCCCGCCCAAGGUUGGUUGAUAGGACUCAUCAGCGCCAUUUUACUGCUGGUGCUGAUACUGCUCAUCCUCUGCCUUAUCAAACGCAGCAAAGGCGGCAAAUACGCAGUGAAGGACAAAGAAGACAAAGAGAUGGACUCAGAAGCUCGUCCGAUGAAAGAUGAGGAGUACAGUGAUCCAGAUGAGAAGCGCUCAGACAGCCAGCCGUCCCUGUGCCCGGAAAGUAAGCUGGGCAGUGACGACUCUCUGGCUGAAUACGGGGACAGCGUGGACAUCCAGUUCAACGAGGACGGCUCUUUCAUCGGCCAGUACAGCGGCCGGGGUCCCGUUCCCCACGGCAACGAGAGCUCUGGUCCCGCCUCCCCCGUUAACGCAGUCCCGCCCCCCCCCAUCGCUCCAUCCAUGUCGAGCAUCCUGAACCGGCCCACCUAGACGCACACAUUACAAAAACACACACAUAUACACUGCCUGCCUGCAACAAAACACAAAGGGACAGACCACUCCUGACUCCACUGCCUGUGAUCUUAUUGUGCAAGAAUACACACAUACAUACAUACAUAUACACUGUCUCAAUACAUUCCACAGGUUUAUGCAGUGAAGAUGUUUACAGGAUGUCUUGCCUUUUCUACUACAAGUUUACACACACACACGCACACACAAACAAACACACACCUACAAGCAAACACAUACAACCAGAUAGCCAGCUGCACCAGCUGUUUGUAAAUUCAAUAUUAGCCAAGAAAGUCUUUACUAAGUCAGAAUGUAUGCAUCACUAAAUUAAAACAGGUUGCACCACACAAACCUGUCGUAACGUGGAGAGAAGUCGUUGCUAAAUAUUCACAUCUUGUAACUCCCGGAUGUUACGGCUGAGUAGCUGAUAACCAGCUGAACAAUUUGCCUGCUACAAGAAUAAAAAACACAUACAAAAGUUUAUUUAACUUUAUGAUGGAUCUCUGGCUGAAACAUGAUGCAGUGGGAGACUUCCUUGUUUCCAUUUUUGAAUGCUUUCUGAUUGGACAGUGCCAUAGUGUUUUACUUAGUGCCUGAUUGACACAUUAAUAAGUGUUAUACUAGCUCAGUUUGAAACUAACCAGUGGUUAUCUGUGAGGGUUCUUAGUCAUCCAGGUCAAAGUUACCCAAGGAAAGUUAAAAUCAGGGGCAAGUGGUUCGAGAAUCUUUAACCAAGUCCAGUUGCCCUUGAUUUCAACCUUCCUCGGAUAACCAGUAGUUACUAAGAGCUUAUGAAGGACUUAGCGUGUCCGCAGUAGUGACAGAUUUACAAACAGCUGGUGCAACCCGGUCCAGGUGAGGAAGAUGAUGGCUGAUGUAAUGAAGAGUGAGGCAAAAAUAAAGAGGGGAAAAAGUCAUUUCAUCCUGUACAAACAUACUAUCUCUUUCUGUUCCUUUAUUAUUACAUUUCAUAUCAUAUAUCAAUGUCAAAUUCCUUUUUUAUAUAAACAUCAUCAUUUUUAGUUUUUUAGUUUUUUUUUUUACUUUUUGUGCAUUAUUGUCAAACAUCACCACUAUGUGUCUUUGUUUAUGCUCUUUGCGAGCUAUUUAUUUGUGUUUGCGUGCAUGCGUCUGGGAAUGAUUUAGCUAUUUAUGAUGUGUGCGCGGACGUCAGAGUGGCUCCCAAACCUGAGAUGCAUGCCCCUCCCUGAGGCAUUUAAAAACCCUUCCGUUGAUAUUUAGCAUAUGAGUUUACAGACUGACUGUUUGUUCGUGUGUGCUUGUUCACGCUCUCCGUCCCUGCCCUAUAACCUGCAGCGAUGGGAGAUCUGUUGCCUUAAGAGAGUCCAGUUGGGCUUCCUCUCCUCUCUCUUUCUGUCCAUCCAUCUGCCAAUCAUCCAUUUCUUCCUUUUCCAUCAUCCUCCUGUUUGCUCAGCAGGUGAUAUGCAGGACCAGGAUGUUACGGUGGCCCUGAGAGCUCAUAGUGCCGCAAACACAUGCAAAGAGAGAACACAACAGAAAUGAUUUCAAUUCAUGUCAUGGACACAAGCAAACAUAUUCAGAUAUUAUGUAAUAUUGUAUGAACUAGUAGGCUAGUAAUCAACAAAAGGCUAACGUUGCAUCCACAGCAAAUAUCUGCAAUAAUACCUGAAUGUGCAAUCAGAAUGUGAAAACUAAUAACCAACAAAAUCAAACAAACCCUGUCAACAAAAAGUGUGUCCCAGGUGUGCUUAACACUUUCGGGUGUCCCCUGGAAGCAGUUCAUUUGUAACUAAUUCACACUGACUUCUGUGCGACUUGCAGCAUAUUUCUGCAUUUUUCCCCUAAAUGCUGCACACUUGUCAUGAAAUUGUUGAAGCUGUUUUCUCUGUAUGUUGCAGUGCAUUGAGCUUUCUGGGCUACCGUAGAUUACAAAACAGAAAGACACUCCUGUGCACGCACGCACACACACACACACACACACACACACACACCACGCAUACACUUGUAUACUGAUGUAUGCAUAAAAUGGAGGCCUCUGGAAACCACAUGGAGGUCCGGUCCUCUGUAGCAAAACCAUAUGGGACAGGAGAGAGGGAGGAUGGAGGAAGAGGAGGACAGAAAAAUAUGAGGAGGAGGAGUUGACAGAAAUAGAGAAUCUGAUGUAUCAUUCUCUGAAUGUAAAUAGAACCUUGAGAUUGUCAUUUUUUUUAUUUCCAUUGCUUCUUUUAUAAGAUGAUCAAAUUGUAAUUGUUUUUUUUUUUAAACGAUCUGUUGCUGUGUUUGAUUUUGUACUGCGGCGCUCCUUGCUGACCUGCCUUUAUAUCAUGCCACAUUCCCACCCCUUCCCCCACCCUCCAUCAGCUCCUCUUAGCUUUUCCUCUUGUGUAGCCCAGACACAUUUAGAGAAGACUAGAAUCAUAGCGAGAACAACCACCCCUCCCUUCAUCGAGUUUCUUUAUAGCGUUUAGCGAUGCAGCAGAUUAUAUUGAUUAUUAAGAAGUCAUGUCAUAAAUGUCAACAUUUAUAGACCCGGCCAAGGCAGUGCUGUUUAAUGGUCAUGGGCGAGAUGCAGUCGUGGAUGGACCCGUACUGGAAAUCAAUCUUAAUCCUUAUAGGGUUUCUUUUUGUGGCUACACUGUGCCAGACAAACUCAGUCUGACAUUAUGUGAAGCAGGAUUACCAACCAAGGACGUCCCAUGUGUUUGGACCCAGAGCUGAAGUUUGUUUUCAAUGUUUGGGGAGCAGAGAGGGACUGUAGGGAUGAGCCUGAGGAGUCAUUUCACACAUCUUGAGCAUUAUUGUCAGCAAAUCUGAAAAAAACCCAAAGCUAACAAUGUUGCUGUCUGACUUUCCUGUCUGUGGUUCUCAGCCUCAAGCUCAGUGGUUCCUACUGGAGGCCUAAAUAUUAAAAGAUCCCCUCCACACAUGUUUUAAGACAUAAAAAUACUCUGCUUUGAAUAAUAAUUUGUGUCUGAUGUGGUUUUUCCACAACACGUUUAAUCAACAAUUAGCAAAACACGUUUUUUUUUACUUGAGGGCGUCACAAAUAUAUAGUUUCAUUUUUUUAAAGGCUCAGUAAUUUUCUAAAACCGCUGCACACUGUAAUUUCUAACAAAUGUAACUUACACAGGAGGUAAUGUUGCUUUUUUUGGGGACUAUUUUCGGCAGCGGAUGAAUCCGCUCUCCAGUGAGUAUUUGGGGCAGCAGGAUCGUGUAUGUGGGACUGAGUCAGAAUAAACUACAGUGUGUGUGUUCAUGUUGAUGAAGGAACAUGUGACCCAGUGCAGCAGUGAGGCUCACAGAUAUACUUGUUAUUAGGUACAUUGACUUUGUGUCCUCAGAACAACAUUCUGUUUUCAUGUGAAAACAACUUGCGCCCUCAUGAGCGUUUCAGUGGGGUUUUAGUCUGUCCACAGUGAACCACCAAUAGAAAACCAGUUAAAUCUCGUCUUCUUCAUCCUCUUUUCAGCCGGCAGACAACAAAACGGCAUCACAGCCAACAUCUGGUGAGGAGUGGGACAGACAUAAAUCGGUGUUUUAUAACUGCAACGGCAUCUGGAAAAAUCACUAUGAAUCCAGGUUCAUGACAACAACUGCGCAGUGUGUUCUUCUUCUUCAGUUCUUCCUAAUUUUACUGCCACGCAACCCCCGACCUUCACUGGGCAGGUCACAUCAUCAUUUUGCAAAAGCUGUGUUUUCUCCUCACAUGCUGAAACGCACCAAGUCGACGUUUUAAGAUUUAUACACUCUGGAAACGGCUGAACCGGAGAGAAAAGGUUUACAGAUUUAGCCAGCUUAGUGUGGGCGCACUCUUAGCGCGUCUGAUGUCGGAACAUGAAUUAGCAGGAUGUUUACGGGAUGUUUACCUUUACUUGCCUUGUUUUGUGUUGGAAUCAGCCCGUCAAACAAAAAGACACAGGACUAUUGAAAAAACUGGCCUGCUUCAUUCAUCUCUCAGUGUAAUAAUCCGCCAUCCAACCUCAGCAUGUCGCCCUGUUAAAUGUCUCCCAGGUCUGACUGUACAGCCCUGUCUGUCUGUCUGUCUGUCUCUGUUGCAGCCUUCUUUUAUACAUAUAAACACCUUUGGGGGGGAAAAAUUAAAACAGAAAAAACAUUUUAGGUAUAAUAAUUAUAAUACUGCUUA
Micropterus dolomieu (smallmouth bass) is the source of this 8211-nucleotide messenger RNA. RefSeq names its product neural cell adhesion molecule L1.1-like. Gene Ontology annotation, biological process: axon guidance; cell-cell adhesion. The record is from RefSeq and is a predicted model, not a curated record. NCBI's taxonomy places the organism in Eukaryota, Metazoa, Chordata, Actinopteri, Centrarchiformes, Centrarchidae. The transcript has 27 exons. Gene Ontology annotation, cellular component: plasma membrane; axon. Bases 219 to 4067 code for a protein of 1282 amino acids. Gene Ontology annotation, molecular function: protein binding.